GGCGGGAGCCGAGUGCUGUGUCCGUCGCCAUUCCGCAGGCCGUCGCGCUCGCGACCCGGGCCCUUCGCGCCGUCCUGGGACCCCGGACUCCGCCCGCGGCCGGGACCGGUUCAACUUCUUGUCUGUGUUCUGCUUCAUGUACUGUAUGAAGAUGGUGUUUUAGAUUUCUGUGCUUUAGUCAAAAAGCCAUGUAGACUGCCUGCCCUUUGAAGACCACUUUUCAUGUGUCUAGUAAGACAGAUGCAAUAUUGAAAGUUUCCAGAGAAUAUAAUUGUGUGUGUGGUAGCAGAAAGAAGAAUGGAAGUAUUCCAGGAAGUUCGUAAACCAUCAGCACGUUUGGAGUGUGAUCACUGCAGUUUCAGAGGCACAGAUUAUGAAAAUGUACAAAUCCAUAUGGGUAGCAUACAUCCAGAAUUUUGUGACGAAAUGGAUGCUGGUGGAUUAGGUAAAAUGAUAUUUUACCAGAAAAGUGCAAAGCUAUUUCAUUGCCAUAAAUGCUUCUUCACCAGCAAGAUGUACUCUAAUGUAUACUACCACAUCACGUCCAAACAUGCAGCCCCAGAGAAAUGGAAUGAUAAACCAAAAAAUCAGGUGAACAAAGAAACAGAUCUUGUGAAAAACCCUCCUCUUCCUGAACACCAGAAAAUGCCCUCUGAUUCAGCAGAACUCCUGAAACCCAUACCUGCCCUUUCCAUUGAAACACAGAAACUUGGUCCAGUUUUGUCUCCAGAAUCACCAAAACCUACUCCUCUUAUUCCCCUGGAAGCUCAGAAACCUGGCCCUGUUUCUCCUGAGGUACAGACACCUCCUCUUCCUUCUCCUGAGCCUUCAAAAUCUGCCCCUAUUUCUUCUCCUGAACUUCCAAAACCAGUUCCUGUUUCUGAAUCUCAGAAACCUGUCCCUGUUCCUUCUCCAGAACAACAGAAACUUUCCUCUGUGUCUCCUGAGCCAAUAAAGUCUACUCUAAUUAAUCCUAAAUCCCAGAAACAUUCUCAUUUCACAGAAACACUGGGGCCACCUUCAGCCUCAUCUCCGGAGUCACCAGUUUUAGCUGCUUCCCCUGAACCUUGGGGGCCAUCCCCAACUGCAUCUCCAGAAUCUCGGAAGCCAGCCCAGACUACCUCCCCUGAGCCAAGGAAACCAUCCCCAUCGGAGUCUCCUGAACCUUGGAAGCCAUUUCCUGCUGUCUCCCCAGAGCCUAGGAGACCAGCCCCAGCUGUGUCACCAGGAUCCUGGAAGCCAGGGCCACCUGGGUCCCCUAGGCCUUGGAAGUCCAGUCCUUCAGCAUCAUCUGGACCUUGGAAGCCAGCUAAACCUGCUCCAUCGGUGUCUCCUGGGCCUUGGAAACCAAUUCCUUCUUUAUCACCCGGACCUUGGAAACCAGCUCCAUCUGUGUCCCCUGCAUCCUGGAAGUCUUCAUCAGUCUCACCUGGUUCCUGGAAAUCUACCCCUGCGUCUCCUGAGUCAUGGAAGUCUGGCCCACCAGAACUCCGAAAGACAGCUCCCACCUUGUCACCUGAACAUUGGAAGGCAGUUCCCCCAGUGUCUCCUGAGCUUCGCAAACCAGGCCCACCACUGUCCCCAGAGAUCCGUAGUCCAGCGGGAUCUCCAGAGCUCAGAAAACCCUCAGGGUCACCAGACCUUUGGAAAUUUUCUUCUGAUCAGCGGAAAACUUCUCCUGCUUCACUUGAUUUUCCUGAGUCCCAGAAAAGUUCCUGUGGUGGUUCUCCGGAUCUCUGGAAGUCUUCCUUUUUUAUUGAUCCUCAGAAACCUACUGUCUUCCCUGAGACCCGGAAGCCAGGUCCUUCUGGGCCAUCUGAGUCCCCCAAAUCAGCCUCGGAUAUCUGGAAGCCUGUCCUCUCUAUCGAUACUGAGUCUAGAAAACCUCUGUUUCCUGAGCCUACCAAAACAGCCCCUCCUGUUUCUCCUGAACCACGAAAACGUGCUCUUUUUCCGGAGCCCCGGAGGCAUACCCUUUUCCCCGAACUUCCCAAAUCUUCUAUAUUCUCAGAAUCUCAAAAGGCAGUUGAGCUUGGUGAUGAACUACAAAUAGAUGCUGUAGAUGAUCAAAAGUGUGACAUUUUGGUUCAGGAAGAACUUCUAGCUACACCUAAGAAACUCUUAGAAGACACUUUAUUUCCUUCAAAGAAGCCCAAGAGGGAUAACCAAGAAAACUCGGAUGCUGAGCUCAGUAGUAGUGAGUACCUAAAAACAGAUCUGGAUGCAGUAGAUGUUAAGGGCCAGGAAUCGAGCAGUGAUCAAGAACAGGUUGAUGUGGAGUCUGUUGAUUUUAGCAAAGAGAACAAAAUGGACAUGGCUAGUCCAGAGCAGUCCAAAAAUGUACUUCAGUUCACUGAAGAAAAGGAGGCUUUUAUUUCUGAAGAGGAGAUUGCGAAAUAUAUGAAGCGUGGAAAAGGAAAGUAUUAUUGCAAAAUUUGUUGCUGUCGUGCCAUGAAAAAAGGUGCUGUUUUGCAUCAUUUGGUUAAUAAGCAUAAUGUCCAUAGUCCUUACAAAUGCACAAUUUGUGGAAAGGCUUUUCUUUUGGAAUCUCUCCUUAAAAAUCAUGUAGCAGCACAUGGGCAAAGUUUACUUAAAUGUCCGCGUUGUAAUUUUGAGUCAAAUUUCCCAAGAGGCUUUAAGAAACAUUUAACCCAUUGUCAAAGCCGACAUAACGAAGAAGCAAAUAAAAAGCUAAUGGAAACUCUUGAACCGCCACUGGAGGAGCAGCAGAUUUGAUGUGUAAACACCGUGUGAGUAUUUGCUCUAAAAAUUUUUGUUGAAACCAUUCUUUGAACGUGCAGUGUAUUGAAUGGUCUGGUUGGAUCGGUAGAUGAUAUGUACUGUGUACUGUGUUUAAUUAUCUCGGUAGUGUUAAAAACAAUAAGCAUUUGGUUAUUUUUCAUGGUCUCUGUUUAUGUCGCUAUCUUGUAAAUCAAUAAAUUCCUACUGUUAUUCCAGAUGGAUAAAACUUCUCACUUCUUUUAAAUAUAUUUGAAUGAUAAUACAAAGGGAUAGACAUUCCAUUUAAUAAUCAAGAACAGGUUAUACUCAAAACAUCUAGUUAAAAUGUAUUUUUGUGUGUGUGAAACUAAUUUCAGACAAUAGAAAUCAUUAGUUGGAAUGUUUAAGAAUUAGGCAUGAAAAAUAAAUUUGAGAUUUUGCUCCCUUUCCUUAAGGUGUAUUUUGAGAUCAUAAGAGUUAUUUUCUAUUUGUGUAAAAUUAGUUUAUAAAUCUUGAGCAGUUUCUUGAUGUUUAUUAGCUUUUAUGUCAUGGAAAGUUAGAGUCUCAGGGUUGCUGAUUUUCUGCUAAUGGGGAAAAUUGAGUAAGUUUUUAAAAUAGUGUGCAGCCUUCUCCUACAGGAGACUAAGAGAAAGAUAAGUAUGAUUGCAAGUCUUUCUUUUUCUUUUUUUUUUUUUUUUGUCUUUUUCGUGACUGGCACUCAGCCAGUGAGUGCACCGGCCAGUCCUAUAUAGGAUCCGAACCCGCGGCGGAAGCGUCGCAGCGCUCCCAGCGCCGCACUCUACCAAGUGCGCCACGGGCUCGGCCCUAGUCUUUCUUGUCUUCAGUUGUUUCCUGUGGAGUCUUCCAUUGUACUCUAAGAUCUGGCAUUUCACUUCCCUGCCAGCUCACCUUAAUUGCCAAAUGUGUUAGAGGAGCUUGUAUCUCCUACUCCUGGGCCUUACACAUCGCCUGUUGGGGCUUAAGACCAGGGUAAUGAGUAGGAACUGAAAGUCUUCCAGAUUCACAAUAGAAAAUUUUAUGAAUAGACAUUGCUGUUUGAGAAAUACAUCAAUUUUGUUUUUCACAGUUCUGUUACUAUUAAUACCUUGUACCUGUUCAUGGAUUAUUUUAUUCUGAAAUAUUUUGCCAAAUGUGUGUCAACUAAAUUAAAAACAAAGGCUUUCAUGUCAGCAGUGUCUUUGUGUAUGGGUUUUU
Cynocephalus volans (Philippine flying lemur) is the source of this 3936-nucleotide messenger RNA. RefSeq names its product chromosome alignment maintaining phosphoprotein 1 (gene CHAMP1). Lineage: Eukaryota; Metazoa; Chordata; Mammalia; Dermoptera; Cynocephalidae. Gene Ontology annotation, cellular component: spindle; nucleoplasm. Bases 298 to 2736 code for a protein of 812 amino acids. The record is from RefSeq and is a predicted model, not a curated record. Gene Ontology annotation, biological process: attachment of mitotic spindle microtubules to kinetochore; protein localization to microtubule; protein localization to kinetochore. The transcript is spliced from 3 exons.